Molecule: messenger RNA, 2285 nt
Organism: Spirodela intermedia
Lineage: Eukaryota; Viridiplantae; Streptophyta; Magnoliopsida; Alismatales; Araceae
Source: the annotation of a GenBank genome assembly
AUGGGAUCCCUCCCGGGGCCUGCUACCUCGGCCAAGUCCCUCGCCGUCGCCCCCGCGCCGCCGUCCUCCUCCUCGCCCGCCGGGAGGAACGUGAUCGACGAUGGAGAGCUCCGUCGCCUCUUCGACUCGCAGAGGCGCCACCUGAACCACUUCUUCGAUCAGCUCGACCUCUCCCAGACGCGGGCCUUUGCUCAGAUCCUCCUCGACGCCCCCGGGGCCAUCUUCUUCUCCGGCGUCGGGAAAUCGGGCUUCGUCGCCCGCAAGCUCUCGCAGACGCUCGCCUCCCUGGGGUUCGUCCGCGCGGCCUACCUCUCCCCCGUCGAUGCUCUCCAUGGCGACAUCGGCGUCGUCUCCUCGGCGGACGUCGUCAUCCUCAUCUCCAAAUCGGGGUCCUCCGAGGAGCUCCUACGGCUGGUGCCCUGCGUCCGGUCCAAGGGGGCUUACCUGGUGUCGGUGACGUCGGUGGAAGGAAACCCGCUUGCAGCCGCGUGCGACAUGAAUGUACACUUGCCGCUGGAGCGGGAGCUUUGCCCGUUCGACCUCGCGCCUGUCACGUCGGCGGCCGUCCAAAUGGUGUUUGGUGAUACCGUAGCCGUGGCGUUAAUGGCCGCCAGGAACCUGAGCAAGGAGGAGUACGCCUCUAACCAUCCGGCAGGCAGGAUCGGGAAGAGUCUCAUAUUCAAGGUGACCUGAUCUGGAAAACUCGACCUCCCACCGAUUUAAUUCUUAAUCGCGUGCCCCCUCUAUCACCACCCUGUUUUCCUUCUCUAAUUCUCACUUGUUUGACCUGCAUUGCAUUCGUUUGAUCAUAAUUUCCAUUGAAUUGGUAGAAGGAUGUUCUACUCUUCCAGGUUUCCCUAGUCCACGGUCUGUGAAUAUAUGCGACAAGUAUUGGCACUUCAUCGAACAGUAAGUUGGGUCAGAUAGUAAUCAUCCUGAUUAGCUGUAUGCACCUUCCUCUCCCGGAUAUGCUGCAUUAGCUCUGGUGAAGCUUGGUAGGUGUUGUCUAUUGGACUCGUCAGUGUAUUGAGUGCUUGCAUGUCCUAGCUAAUUAUUUGCCGACAUACAGCAGGGUAAUGUAUCUUGGACUCUUUGAGGAGUGAUGCCAUGGGUUUCAAGCUUGAUUUAUUACAAACGAACGCGGGUUCCCUUCUGCGUACUUAAUAAAGCGUUUCCUUUAUUUUUUAGCAUAUUUAUUUUUUCCAUCGAACCUUAAUUAUGAACUUAAACUUGCGGCUUUGCAACGCAAUGAGGCCCGACAGUACUCCUUGGAUUUAUGUAGUUUUUCUUCCUACGCUGGACAGGCCUGUAACUUGAUAGCCUAGUGGAAGAGAUCUCAGAGUAGUUGGCCACAUGUUGAAAUUCGAUGCCCUAGUGUGCGCAUUUUUUAAUCAGCUUCGUUAACUGAUUUGGAGUCAAAUCUAUGGAACGGCCGUGGUGUUUUGAUUCCUCAAUCGGAGUGUGAUUGCAGGCCGAGCUGCUCACGACUAUUUCUGAUUCUGUUUUUGUUCUUGAUUUCAAUAAUUUAAUCUCAUGGCUAAUCCAAUUCACCUCCUGACCAAGGGUGAUUCUUAUUCUUUGAAUUCAUACGCGUGCAGGUAAAAGAUGUCAUGAAGAAGAGGGCAGACCUUCCAGUCUGCAGAGAAGGAGAUUUGAUAAUGGAUCAACUCGUUGAGCUGACCAGUAAAGGUUGCGGUUGCCUGCUUGUCAUCGACGACGACUACCAUCUGAUUGGAACUUUCACAGAUGGUGAUCUGAGGCGCACACUCAAGGCCUGUGGCGAACGGGUCUUCAACCUCACUGUGGGUCAGAUGUGCAACAGGUGAAUCCCUUGAAUAUAUACAUAUAUAUGUAUAUAUAUUAAUGUCAAUGUGGAAGUAGAGGAAGAUGCCUCAUCAUAUUCAUCAUUCAUUUGCCAUGAAUACAUUUAGAACACAGAAGCUGUCACAGUGUUUCUCAUCAUAUUCUGUUACCCAAUUUUCCAAAGUGGCAUAUUUUUUUCACCGCAGUUAUGCAUCAACUGUUCUUCGAAAUGAACCGUAAACAGUCUCAGAUUGUUCAAGGAACUGCCCAAAGAAGAACCAUUUUAGACAAUCGCUCGAUUGUUCCAUGAUUUCUCUGUAAUCAGGAAACCAAGAACAAUCACUAUGGACGCGAUGGCCGUCGAAGCUAUGCAGAAGAUGGAAUCGCCGCCGUCUCCCGUCCAGUUCCUGCCCGUUCUCGACGAGGACAACACGGUCGUCGGGAUCGUCACCUUGCACGGGCUCGUCUCCGCAGGCUUGUAA